CGUCGGCCACUGUUUCUCCUUCGACGCGACCCGCACAGCAUCUUCGUCUUGUGUGAUAGUGUGAUGCACGGCAGAGUGAUAUUGUAAACGUUUCCAGCAAAGCAAGGAGUUUGUGCCCGGUCUGCUGAUACACAUUUUAUUUGAUUACACUUACUUUGCUGUUGAACAGUGGCAUUGAAGGAUUUUUUUGUUGGUGACAGAAUAAUUCAAAAUGACUACAAAGUUGAUGAAAUAUUUAUUGGCGGACGCCCGAGACGUCAAAGACAGCGGCCCGUCACCCUACGAGGGCGACAGCAACCUCGUGCUGGCCAUUCAGCGUCACGGGCCCAGCCACGUUCGCGCUCGGGCAAGGAAUCGCCUCUCCCUUGAUCUUGACCUCGCCGGGCCUCAUGCCCCGGUCGAGUCCAAGGAGCUGGGCAAAGACCAGGUCCGGUAUCGGAGGAGAGCAACCGACGGCGUCCAAGCGAACAGGCAUUCUCUGAAUCUCGACCUCCUGAACGGCCAGGACAGCCAAAGUAACCAGUAUGGCGGACGGCGGACAGUGCACUUCAGCAUUCCUGGUACCCCUGGUGCGGACCAGGAACAUGCGCUUCAAGACGGCUACCAGGAUACCAUCCGCAGGAGGUACCGCCCUCCGGACCGAACCGACAGUGGAAGCGACGGGGAGAGCGCCGGUGACUACGUCGGAGUCUCCCCUCGCCUCCUGAAGCUCCUCGAGAUCAAGCCCAAGGAUUACGCCGAGGCCCAGCGCCUGAAGAAGAUGCUGAAGCGGGCCGUCAGCCGACCUGACACCACCUUCGAGGACCUCAAGGUGUACCGCAUCGCCAUGAAGCGACUAAGGCGCAUCGUCAGGCAGGAACAAGAGAAGGAGAUCAUGCGUCAGGAAGAAGAGGAACGACAGGAAAAUUUCCAGAAGUUCAUCGACAAGCUGAGCACGCCCUCCUCCAGCUUCGGGUCCAGGUACGAAUCGAACGCCGCCAGCAGCAAUGUGCCCACCGUCUCCUACCGCGCCGCCCUCAGCAGGGAGCGCUCGGCCUCCCAGGAGCGCGCCGCAAAUGAGAGCAGGACGAACUACGGCUCUGGCUCAGGCGGCAGUACCUACAGCUCCCGCUUCGGCUCCAACAGCAACGAGAAGCCUUCCGGGGUUUCAUCCAUCGCUUCAAAGUUCGGAGACACGAAACCUGCGUCGCCCACUUACAGAGUCCGCCCCUCCUCCCUCUCCACCACCUCCACCGCGCCCACCUCCACCACGCUCUCUGCUCCCUCGCCCGCUUCCUCCUCCAGAUUCUCCAGAGAGACCUCUCGCUCCGAGGGCGGGAGGUCUCCGGGAGGCUCCUACACCUCACGACUCAACAGCGGUACAAAUUUCGAACGAUCAGGGUACACUUCUGACGCGAAGUCGGGCUAUGGCUCCGACUACAAUAAAUCUGGCUAUGGUUCAGGCUAUGGUUCUGGCUCCAACUACAGUUCUCGCUACAGUUACUCGCGAAGUAACAGUUACAUGAAAGACUCGGAGCCCAGCAACUCAUAUAAGCCCACUUACAGUAGGGAGAACAGCUAUCUUGGCAGCGAUACAGGCAGUGGGUCAGGCUGGAGGUCCCGUGUGUACGGAAGUGACGCCGAAACGAACUCGAACACUUACACGAGGACGAGAACUCGUGACAUGACAAACUCUGUUGACCAGACGGAUCAGGCGAAAUCAGCUCAACAAAAUGGCACUGAAGUCGCCGUACCUGCUUUCAGAGAGGCUAUAGAUAAAUUGACUAAAGCUGCAAUGGAUGACCAGAGGGAAGGGAAAAAUCUAGAGCUUUUGUCUCCGAACGCAGUGAGAGUCUUGCCGAGCUUUACUCCAGGGGAAAUUGUACUAAAGAACAAAGCUCCAGCCGACUUUAGUUCUGCUGCUGAAAGUUCUGACGAUGAAGCAAAUAAGAAGAAAGAUGAAAAUAAGGCAACAGAGCCUACACCAAAUACCACAAGCACGCCUACUCGAGCUUUCCGCCACCUGGCAGCUGUUCCAGCACUGCCAACGAAGCCUUCUACUUCUCCAACACAAGGCUUGGCUGCUCCUCCUACCUUCAAACGAUCGUCCAGAUACUCAACCGCCGCCACAGACAGCCUUCCGACUUCCACGUCACCGUCCAAAUGGUUGAAAGACAAGGACGAAUCAGCCUCACCGACGCCAACGGCACGCACGAGAAGCAACCUGUCCGUUGGUGACUCGAGUCCAAAGUCCACGUCGCCUCUUCCACCUCGUUCUCCCGUCCUCGGCCAUGGGAAAGCAUCCACUUCCCCAACAGUCGAGAGAAAAGGAACGUCUGACAUUGGAAAUAAGGAAUGCCGAAAGUCAGUCCUUAAUAUGGAUAUCAAAGCUAGUGAUACAGAAGCUAUGAGGAAGCAGCAAGAAGAGAAGAGAGAAGAACUAAGAAGACUAAGGAGACAGCGGGGAAAUGACGAUGACAAAGGAAGCAGAAGACCUCCCACUGGAACUGUGAGGACAAGGUCAGGAGCCAAGCUCGAAGAGAUAAGUCGGCAGCGAUCCAAAGGCUCUGGAUCUGACCUAACGAAACUAGGAUCACAGUCGAAAGUUCCAGAAGAGGAGGAGGAAUCUAGCAGUAGUGACGAAGAAAAACGAGAAGACAAACCUCCAGUGCCUCCUUCAGUGGAGAAAACAUCGUCUAAGUCCAGGGUUGUAGAAAGAAAACAUUCCAAAGGUAAAGGAGAUGCCAUGCGCCGCAGUGGUUCAAUGCGACGCUUCCGACAGUCGUCUCAGACAAGCAAAACAUCCUCUGAGUCGUCCUCGUCGGAGAGUGAGGAUGAAACGCCUGUGGUCACCAUCACUCUACGCAGAAGGCGGAGGAGCUCCCGAGAAGAUAUGUCAGGAGAAAAUCAAAGUCGUCUAUCUCCACGAACAUCCCCACGGAUGGCGAAAAAGGGUUCCUCAGACGAUAUACUGGAAGGUCAGCGAUCUCGCAACAACUCGACAUCGAAUUUUGUUGGGAGGAGAUCGCGCCAAAGUUCAAAUAACUCAUCGUCCAAUCUGGCUAGAUCUCGCUCGGGUAAUAAUUCUCGCGGCAGCAUCGGCGACGUAGAAAAAUCCCGAAGUAAUUCACGAUCCAGCAUUCUUGGCGACAAAAAACUGUCCAUUGGCCCAGACAUUGACAUAGGAGAGAGGAACGACUCAUCUAGCAAAAUUGCAGGAAGCAGGAGCAAAAGCAAUAACAAUCUUUUGCGUGGCAAAUCUGGCGAAAAGCUUAAACGAACCAAAGAAGCCAAGAGUGAGAGUUCCAGUGAGAGUGAGACAUCGGAAACCUCAGAGUCCAGUGAAUCUGCCGGCGAAGAAGGUCAGUUCUUCUCCCUUGCUAAAUCUCGAUCAGUUAAGAAAUCCAAGUCGGGCCUGAACAAGCUCACUGAGAAAAAUGAAACGUCAAAACUAGAGGAACUGGGAGACAGGACAAGUCCAGAUGGUAAGGAACAUGUAUCAAGAACAAACUCAGGAACAAAUUCAGAAUUUCCUUAUAAUAAGACCGGCGAUGCUGCUGUGUCCAACAAGUCCGUGUCUGAACUGGGGACAUUUGAAUGGCCAAGCGGGAGUCCAUGUGCCUCUCGUGCAAACAUCUACGGACAUUCACCUUACACAAACAAUACUGAGAAUGACGCUCAAGACACAUCAAAGAACGACGAGAGCAAUUCCUUGGGUACCUUUGAGUGGGGAAGUGGCAGUCCAGAACUACACACGAAGACAGAUGAUACAGCUGAUAAAGACCUGGGUACUUUCGAGUGGCCUUCAGGAAGUCCAGAACUGAGCCGUCGUAAAGUAACACAAGCAGAAGAACAGGGUGGUUCUGACUGGAAUAUUAGUACAAGUCCCACAUUCCCAAGGAGAACGAAAAUGGUGAAUAGAUACGACACCGAAACGGAAACCGAGACAGAACUCAAUUUAUCGGACGAAACAGACGAAGAGAUCUCCAAAAUGCCAAGUGUCGCCGAAGAGACGGAAGACGACUUCAAUUUCGAAUGGCCGAGCAGUCCGGUGCUCGGGCAGCGCCGGGCCUUCGGGUCAGACUACGACACGCAAAACGAAAAUGAGACGUUUGAGUGGCCAAGCAGCCCGGAUCUGCCGGUGAUGAAAAAUCCAAAGUUCAUCAGUUUUACCGAAGACAUAGACCAGCUUCUCAGCAAUGACGUGGAAGACAAUUUUGCUGAGAUGGAAAGAUUAUUGGGUUACUCCCCCCCGCCAACGGAAGAAGAAGGAGAUGAAACGAAGAGCACCUCAAGCAAGGUCAGUAGCGGUGCUCUAGACUCAAAAGCGUCGACGGAGGGAGGCACAGGGGAGGAGGAAGAGGAGGAAGAAGAAGAGGAGGAGAACGAAGCAGAAAACGAAACUAAAGUUGAGGAGAAGAAGGAAUUGCUGAAGGAUCGGGCGAGAAAGAAUUUGUCACUUUUCAUAGGAAAACUAACAAACAUCGAUGAGAUUCUGGGGUCAGUUCUGAAGCCCUUGACGUCAUCUAAGAAGAAGGAAGCCUCAGAGGAUGACGGUCAGCACCGCAGGAAAGUUGUUAAAGUUCCCAAGAAAAUUGACUUCAAGAAUCUUCGGGAUUCGAGCGUGGAGGAGAUCGACGCCGCCGACGUGAAGGUGCACGACGCCAAGGCCAACCGGGCGGAGAUCGACGAGAACAUCGAGGAAAUCGACGCUUCGGCCGUGAUCAUCCGACAAAAGGAGAAACGAGAAGCUCUCCGGGCCGAGAUCAUCAGCGCUGUCAAGGCAGGGUUGGACGACGCUACUUUGCAAGUGUACCGCGACGGGGACUACGGCACUUACUUGGACCUCGAGUCUUCGCUGGCAGAGCAAGCCGAGGACAUCGACGGUCUCACUGACAGUAAAAAGAAUGCCAUUAUUCUUCGAACUCAACUGUCUGUCCGUGUCCAUGCCAUCAUCGAAAAACUGCUCAAUUCCGAGGGCCGAGAGCUGCGCCGCGCCCUCUUCUCCCUCAAGCAGAUCUUCCAGGACGACAAGGACCUCGUUCACGCCUUCGUUCAGAAUGAUGGCCUCACUUGUCUCAUCAAGGUUGGAUCCUCGGCCGACCAGAAUUACCAGAACUACAUUCUUAGAGCCCUCGGUCAGGUGAUGCUUUACGUCGAUGGCAUGAACGGCGUCAUGGAACACCAGGAGACCAUCCAGUGGCUGUACUCGCUGAUCUCCUCCAAGUACCGCCUCGUGGUGAAGACGGCUCUCAAGCUCCUCCUCGUGUUUGUGGAGUACACGGAGUCCAACGCGCUCAAGCUGAUCACGGCCAUUGAGACUGUGGACGCAUCCAGAGGUGACCCCCCAUGGUCUACCAUCAUGCGGCUUCUGGAGGGCCGCGACAGCUUGGACAUGGAGCUGCUGACUUAUGCCAUGACGCUCGUCAACAAGACGCUGAACGGCAUCCCAGACCAAGACACUUACUACGACCACACCGACUUCCUGGAGGAGCAGGGCAUGGAAACACUCAUCGAGAAAUACAUGCACCGUCCAGAUAGUGAUUUGGACUUGUUGCAGCAGUUCACUAUUUAUGAAGCAGUUUUAUCAUAUGAGGAUGGUGAUGAUGAAUGCCGCACUCGCACUAUUGAUCCAACUAUCAGACAAGUCCCAAGAAUAUCAUCUACGGAUAGAGAUUCCAUUGAUCGCCGCAAGUCUCGAAGACACCAUCAGUCUCCUUCACCAACCAAAAUGAAAAAGCUAGGAGUCAACCUGGGAGACAGCGGUGGUAGACAGUCCAGCAGUGAUGAGGACCAUGUGACUAUUAUCAACAUUAAUGGUGAAUCCUUUGGCAUACCACAGGACGAUCUUAGUAGUGUUAAGCAUGCAGAUGCAGGAGUCACACCUGCAUUGCGUCGACGUCGUGAGCGAGCUGAGCGCCAUAGAACCUUCAUCAACGAGCAGGAAAUCAUCAAUGAAAGUCGCCGUGGCUCUCAAUCAUCUGACAAUGUCGAAGAUGAAAAUCGCAAGAACAUCGAACUGUCUGGUCUCAACAAGCAGGCUUCUUGGAUGAUGGACAUGAUGUAUGCCAAACGUGAGGAAGAUGGCACAGGGCGUAGGGAAUCUCUAACCAAUAUACAGGACAUUGCCUCAAGAAUAUCCAGCCUUCAAGACAAAGAGAAUGUUGAUAAUAAUAUGCGUAUGCCUAUUGAGAUCAAUUCAGGGGCAUCAGUUAAGGAACUACAAGAUAAGAUGAUGAAUACUAGUUCAGGUCAACUCGCUGAUGGAGAAAAACCUGGGCGAAAGGGUGACAUAAGUGAUCGUAUCAACAAAAUCAAGGAUGGUCUCUCUAAGUCACAUUCCAAAGGAGAGAUAAAAGACAGUCCCAUUCCAGUACCAGAACCACCAAAGAAGUCAGAGAAUGACAUACAGUGGGAGCUUUUGAUGAAGCAUCUGAACAGACCUUUGCAACUCUGUGAUCUUGAUUUCUCUGACCUAAAUGCUCAGGAUGAUCAGUUGACUCUGGAGAGCAAUAAACCAGGAUGUCCACCACCUCCACCUCCACCUGGUGGAGCACAGCCUGCAGGUCCACCACCACCACCACCUCCUGCUGGACCACCUCCUCCUCCUCCACCUGCUGGAGGACCUCCACCACCACCACCGGUACCUUUAAAGCGGCCAGGUCCUCCUCCAGCUCCAGCGGCACCUCAAGAUGGUGAUGCUCCACCACCACCACCACCUCCUCAGAAUGGUGUUGAUGGUCAGCAGGAUGACUCAAACAAGCCACACAAGACAAAGAAAACCAUUAAGCUUUUCUGGAAGGAGGUGCGCGAUCCAAGAAUACCUGAGGCUACUAUAUGGGACAAGAUGGAAGACAUUCCAGUUGAUACACAAAAGCUUGAGCAUCUCUUUGAAUCCAGAGCAAAGGACCUUAUAGCAAAGGUAAACUUUUAUUGUCUUAGUAAUCUAAAUGUCUUAAUAUAUGCAGUAUUACUUAUGAAGCGGGUAUUAGUGGUGCACAUUAUAAAGCUGAUUUAUUUAACAAAAAUACGAGUAUGUCCACAGGUCAAGCAUGAUAUUAUUUAUAAUCUGUUAAUAACUUGGCCUUUACUGUAAGAGGACUGAGAUAAAUUUAGCAUGGCUACAGCUAUAAUACUAACCCAAAAUACAAUAUGAAUAUCAUGUAACAUACUCUUGAGUCUAACAUGUUUAGGGUUAUCAUCUACAAGCUGAAGUAUCAGCAUCUGCACCUGAA
Molecule: messenger RNA, 7214 nt
Organism: Penaeus indicus
Lineage: Eukaryota; Metazoa; Arthropoda; Malacostraca; Decapoda; Penaeidae
Product: serine-rich adhesin for platelets-like
Exons: 19
Coding region: 212-7075 (2287 amino acids)
Biological process (GO): cortical actin cytoskeleton organization
Cellular component (GO): cytoskeleton; cytoplasm
Molecular function (GO): actin filament binding
Source: RefSeq, a predicted model, not a curated record